GAUGUUGUUGUUGUUGUGGUUCUUGUUGUGCUUAAACACGAUAUAGACUAUAACAAAAACUCAUACAGACACGCUUUUUCCAUUUUAGCAGAUAAAUCAACGAUGAUGAAAACACAGAAAAAAAACACAAACAAAAUCUAUGGGGAACUGACCCCAUAUGACCCAACAUUCAGUGGCCCUGUUCAUAAAAGGUCCUUUACAGAUGUCUUAUGUUGCUUUAUUUUCGUUGCCACUAUGGCCGGCUAUGUAAUCAUUAGUGGUGCAGCUUGGCUUUAUGGAAAUCCACAAUACAUCAUCAAGGAGCAAAAAUAUGCUAGAGCAUUUUGUGGAGUUGGACCCAACGUCGAUAAACCCAAUCUGUUUUACUUCGACAUGCAGAAGUGUGCCUCAGCAGUCAACAUAUCUGCUACAACGUUCAGCCUUCAGUGCCCAACGACUCAAGUGUGCAUUAAGAAGUGUCCCUCGGCAUUUUGGUUUUUGCCGCCGGAGGCAUUAGUUGCAGGUGCAAAACCGAGUGAUUUCUUCCAGCAGGAGUUCUGUGUCCCCACUUUGGACCUCGCUCAGACCACAUUUACGGUACAAGACAUACUAGACAAAGGGCUUUGCCCGGCAUAUUAUACGCCAAGCACACCAGUUCUGAGAAAAUGUCUGCCCAGUUUCGAUCCAAAAGAUGUUCCACCGGCCUUCACUGUCCACGGAUCAACCUUGAAUAACAAGACAAUAAAGGUCAUAAUGGACAUUUCAAGCUCUAUCAGGUCAGGCUUCAUCACGGUCAGGAUCAUCGAGGACCUCGCCAUUUCCUGGUACUGGAUAUUAAUCGGUCUGGGGAUUGCACUGGCAGUAAGUAUGGUGCUGCUCCUGCUGAUGCGAUGCUGUGUUUCUGUGGUGGUCGUAGUUACAAGCGCUGGUCUUCUGUCACUGGGAGCAUACGGCAUUUACCAGUGUUACCAGCAGUAUAAGAAACACAUGAACUCACAGAUCAAAUUUGGUGACCUCAGUCUUCAGUCCGAGGUGUCAGACUAUCUUAAAGUGAAGGAGAUCUGGCUGGCUUGCUUGGUGAUUGUAUCCCUGCUGGAGUUUAUUCUGGUGAUGGUGUUUAUAUCAUGUCUGAGAAAAGGUCUCCCAGCAGCGCUGGCAAUGAUGAGGGAGGUCAGCAAGGCGAUGGGUGUACUAUCAUCUACACUGGCAUACCCAUUGCUCACUUUUCUGCUAGUCAUGUUCUCUAUGACCUUCUUCACAGUGACUAACGUAAAUCUGAUGACUUCUGGUCUGCCAGUCUAUAAAACAGUUGGGGUGAACGUCUCGAAUGCAGAAUGUACCGCAAUCACCGGCGUAAAGAAAUGCUUCCCAGAGACUUUUAAGGCAUCGGACUAUCCGAACUGCAUUGUGCGCUGUGCAUUUGUUCAUUAUGAUGAGGAAGAAGGGUUUUUCCAAAGACAUGCACAAAAUUUACAGAUUUAUAACUUACUAGCAUGUCUUUGGUGCCUUUAUUUCUUCAUCACACUGGGCCAAUGCAUAAUAGCAAGGACCUUCAGCAGCUACUAUUGGUCGUUGAGCAAACCACACAACAUCCGCCGAUCUAUUCUGUAUACGGCGUUCUGCCAGACGUUAAGGUACCAUACUGGCUCCAUGGCGUUUGGCACCAUCUUCGUCAACAUGUUCCAGGGCGUCCGGAUCGUCCUGGAAUAUCUCAAAGACAAGACCGAAGGUGGACGGAUAUGUUGUUGCUCUUGCUUCCCUCUAAAUAUGCUGCUCAAAGGCUGCUUUUAUGUCUUGGAUAAAGUGCUAAAGUAUUUUACCCGAAACACCUACAUAAUGAUCACAACUUACGGGGACAAUUUCUUCAUUUCGGCAAAUAACGUUUACAUGCUAUGCGGGAGGAACAAGGGCCGGGUGCUGAAGGUGGACUGGAUCACGGACUUGCUGCUGUUCUUUGGGAGACUGCUGGUGGUCGGAGCGAUGGGUGUUUUGGCCUUCUACUUUUUCAAUGGAGAUAUUCCAGUGACAGCUGACAUCUUCCAGGCGAAGUCGCUGAACUUUUCCUGGCUGCCUGUUAUUUUGGUGAUGGUGGGAACCUACUUCAUCGCUCAGGGCUGCUUCAGCGUGUACAGCAUGGGAGUUGACACGUUCACCCUCUGCGUCAUGGACGAUCUGGAGCGCAAUGAUGGGACUCUGCAGAGACCCUACAUGUCAAGGACCUUAAUGCAGCUCCUACAACGGCAGAAUGACGUUACUCUUUGAAAACAAACAAAGAAACAAACAAAACAAAUAUAUAUAUAUAGAUAUAUAUAUAUAUAGAUAUAUAGUAGCGACUCGCACUGUGAGGUGGGACGCAAGAACAAGGCAGGAAGCAGAUGGAAAAUUUACAGCUCUUUUAUUAAUUGUCACGGGUGAAAACAGCAGUGCAGAGUGUGGAGAAAAGCAGAAGGUGCAGUGGUGCCGUGAUCUGUGCUAGGGGAAGAGUUUGGUGAGGAGUGAAGGGUUAGAGGACGAUCCUGAAUGCCUCCUCCGGUUUCGGUUCCGGUUUUAAAUAGAUCUCAGAUCUCUGCUGUCUCAAAAGCUUCUGAACAACCUCCCUGAAUGUGGUUCAGUGUGUUGAAGUCAAAUCUGGUUGUGGUGUUCUGCACUCGCACAUAAUAACAACAACAAAAUAGUUGACACGAGUGUCUUGGAAAUAAUCCUGUAUGUAUACCAUAUUUUCUCCUAGUCUUGUAUGGAUAUAUAAUAGACAUACAUUAAUUUCAUUCAUAGUUAAAUGUUUGGAAUUAUAUCUAAAAUAUGAACACGUUAACUUUGCAGAACUGGCUAUAUUUUUAAUUACUUCCUGGACUAUAAAAUAUUUUUACUUUUUUCUACUUACAUUUGCAUAAAAUAUAUUUAAAUUAAAAAUUUAGUGCAACAUUUUUGCAGACUUAUCUUUAAGUAAACCUCAUUUAACAUGUUUGCUCAUUUCAGACUAAAACACUUUACAGAGAUGUAUGAAUAAAACUUGAUGUAUUUAAAUGAAAAAUAAAAUGAAUGACUUAAAAUAA
Tachysurus fulvidraco (yellow catfish) is the source of this 3032-nucleotide messenger RNA. RefSeq names its product choline transporter-like protein 4. The record is from RefSeq and is a predicted model, not a curated record. Gene Ontology annotation, cellular component: plasma membrane. The transcript has 22 exons. Gene Ontology annotation, molecular function: thiamine pyrophosphate transmembrane transporter activity. Gene Ontology annotation, biological process: choline transport; thiamine pyrophosphate transmembrane transport. Lineage: Eukaryota; Metazoa; Chordata; Actinopteri; Siluriformes; Bagridae. Bases 103 to 2241 code for a protein of 712 amino acids.